This is a messenger RNA of Anopheles maculipalpis, 1391 nucleotides long. It is a transcript of the gene Unc-76, whose product is annotated as fasciculation and elongation protein zeta-2. Lineage: Eukaryota; Metazoa; Arthropoda; Insecta; Diptera; Culicidae. The coding region runs from base 37 to 1335 and encodes 432 amino acids. Gene Ontology annotation, cellular component: axon; cytoplasm. The transcript has 5 exons. The record is from RefSeq and is a predicted model, not a curated record.
GACGCGAGUGUGUAGUUUUGCGCAAAGAAAAAAGUGAUGCGGGACCUGGCUAAUAAGAUGGCCGAACUCAAAUUCGAGGCACCAUUGGCACAGUUCGAGGAGAGCGAUGAGUGGGGCCCGGUCGAAUACCAAUCGUCAACUGUGGUUACCACGAACGGUAAGGCGGCGGCCGUUUCCAUCAGCGACACCCUGAAUCUGAACAAUCUGAAGGAAUCGCUCCGUUCGCUGGAUGGCAAUCAGCAGCCGCAGCAACAUCUGAAAGAGGACGAUUUGAACGAGCUGAAUGACAACCUGCUGCUCGGUGACGAUACGCUGCGGGGUAGCAACGACGGUGGUGGCGACAUGACGAACAGCACCACCGCCAACAACAACACCAUCAAGGUGGGACCGAUCAAAGACAACAUUGAUUUUGCGGAAGCGUUCACCGGCAGCCUGGAGGAUUUGGUCAACACGUUCGAUGAGAAGAUUACCAAAUGCUUCGGCAACUACGAGCAAUCGGUCGAGGAGCUGGCCCCGGUGCAGGUUCGCUCGCAGGAGGAAAUCAUGAACGAAUGCCAGAUGUGGUGGACCAUUACGGGCAACUUUGGCAACAUACUGCCGAUCGAUUGGUCCAAAACGUAUGCACGCCAAAUGCACGUGCCAGCGCUGAACCUUGGCAUGCGCAAACCGGGCACACCGGACGACGAUUUGCUGCAGGAUUUAAGCUCGGAGGAUGAAGCAGUCGCCAACGAUCUCGACAUGCACGCGCUCAUCCUGGGCGGACUGCACGCCGAUAAUGAACCGAUCAAGACGGCAGACGAGGUGAUCAAGGAGAUCGACGACAUUAUGGACGAAACUGGCUCGGAAGAUGGACAGCUGGAGAAUGAAGUGAUAGAAAAGGCGAAGGAAGUGCUUGGUUCACCGUUGUACGAAGAGAAACUGCGUUCCCUUUCGAUUACCCAGCUGAAUGAGCUGUACAUGGAGAUGGAGGUGCUGAUACGCGAAUUUUCCGAGACGCUCAUCUCCGAGCUGGCAUUGCGCGAUGAGCUUGAGUACGAGAAGGAGCUUAAGAACACGUUCAUCUCGUUGCUACUUGCCGUACAAAACCGUCGCCGUCAGUACCAUGUGGAGAAGAAGAAGGGCAAGGCAGGUGGGAAGGGUUCGACCGGAACAGCAAACAGUACGGGUAUGGAUCCAAAGUAUCUCACAACGGUUAUUCCCUACCAGCUAAACAGUACGCCCGAUAAUCAAACACUGCAAGUGUUGAUCAAAAUACUGAAAGCGAUCAAUGAAGACAGCCCAACCGUUCCUACACUUUUGACGGACUACAUCCUGAAGGUACUCUGUCCAACGUAAGCGAAUGCCCCUUCGACGGGCAUGACGAUCUGCCAUCGUCUUCUGCUCUCCAUGAC